AUGCUAUUCCCAGAAGAAGAUUCAGAACACCUCAAGCAAUGGCUUGUCACAAGACUCGGUCAGACAUCUGACGCAGACGCCGACGUCCUCGCCGACUACGUCCUCGCGCUCCUAAGCAACGAUGGCGACACCGAAACCGUACGAAACCUCUGCAUGGCCGAAAUCCCCGACUUCGUCCAAGACAACCCAACACAAUUCAUCUCCGACCUCUUCGAUGCCAUCCACUACAAAUCCUACCUGCCAGGCGCGCCCGCGCCGCCGCAACGCCAGACGAGCAUGCCUUUUGCGCCGCCGACUGGACCGUCGAGUAUGCCCCCAUUUGGUGUGCAUUACGGAGGGCAGAAUGGGAAUCGCAAACGCGCGUUUAAUGAGAGGGGAGAUGGGGAUGUGCAGGAUAGGGGCAUGGGGAUGGAGAAUGGGAGGGUGUACAAGCAGCCGCGGCGGGGGAUGCCUGGACGUGGUGGGUAUGGGGAUUUUAAUGGGCGUGGAGGGUUCAAUGGGAGACCGCCACAUGGAAAUGGACCGUCGAUAGAACAGUCGCUGUUACCGGCGAUUGAUCCUAAUAAUCCUCCUGAUCCAAUGGCUCUUAUGAUGGCUAUUCAGAAUAUGGGACAGAGUAUGGGAUUUCCUAUAACCGCGCCUUUACCUGGACAAGGGCCACCAGCUCAGAAAGCGCCUAGGAGGGGUAGGUGUAGAGAUUAUGAGCAGAAAGGCUUUUGCGCGCGGGGUAAUACUUGUAUGUAUGAACAUGGGGAGAAUUCUAUUUGGGUACCGCCUGGACAAACGCCGGAUGAAUACGAUCCUUCGAAUGCGACACUUAUGACUGGAGUCGAAGGGAAUGGGAUGGGCAGUCCUGGCGCCUUCAAUAAUUACAGAGGCAAUGAUCGAGGAAGAGGGCGGGGAGCGAGGGGAGACCGCGGACAUGGAAAUGCUGGCAGGCGUGGUGGACGUGCGGAAUUCUCUUCAGACAGACCAAAUUUUGAUCGAGCGAAAACUACAAUUGUAGUUGAGAAUAUCCCGGAGGAGUCAUUUUCAGAAGAGGCAGUCCGGGAGUUCUUUUCACAAUUUGGCGAGAUUGUCGACGUUUCAAUGAGACCUUACAAACGAUUAUCAAUCGUCAAAUACGAUUCCUGGGACGCAGCUCAAGCAGCAUAUGGCUCGCCUAAAGUCAUAUUCGACAACAGAUUCGUCAAAGUCUACUGGUACACCACCCCAGACGCCCUACCGCAACCACCCGCGUCAGCUACAAGUGCAAACGGCGCUCCCAAACGAGAAACCAACUCCCAAGGCCCCGUCCCAGCAAGAGACACCGACGAACCGAUGAUCGACCCCGAAGAAUUUGCGCGCAAGCAAGAAGAGGCGCAGAAAGUCCACGAUGAAAAGGCGAAGAAGAAACUCGAAAUGGAAGCGGCGCGAAAGGAGCUCGAAAAACGUCAGGAAGAACUGAAUAGAGUCCGAGCUGAAGAAACGCGGAAACUGAAGGAGAAAUUGGAGGCGAAAGCGAAGUUGAAUGGUGACGCAGGCGCGCCUACGGAUGCGAAGACGUCGCAGACUGAAGCGCUGAAGGCGCAACUUGCGAAGUUGGAGGCGGAAGCGGCGAGUUUGGGUCUUCCUGGCUUGGAUCAACCGCUGCCAGAUGAGGGUUAUGGAUAUCGUGGGAGAGGAGGCCGGGGACGGGGAUAUCGUGGGCGAGGGACCUUUGCACCGCGUGGUUUCCGGGGCGGACGGGGAAGAGGCGGUGCGCCGUUUGUAGGGGGUGGAGCGUAUAAACUUGAUAAUCGACCAAAGAAGAUUGCGGUUUCGGGUGUGGAUUUCACGGAGAUGGGGAGUGAUGAGGCGUUGCGGUCGCAUCUUUUGGGCAUCGGCGAUUUCACCUCCCUCGACCCAACGCCCUCGACCACGACCAUCACAUUCAAAGACCGCUUCACGGCUGAGAAAUUCAUGAACAGCGCUCACGACGAGAUUCCCGGUGUCGGCAAGGUGGAGAUGAAAUGGGUUACGGAGCCGUUGCCGACGCCGGUGAAGAGGGAGGAGGGGGAGGUGGAUAUGAAGGAUGUUGGUGCGGAGCGGGUGAGGGAGAGGGAGAUUAAGAGGGAGGAGCGGGAACGAGAGGAGAAUUUGGAUUAUGAGGUUGCGGGGGAUGAGGAUUAUAUUGGUUGA
This is a messenger RNA of Glarea lozoyensis ATCC 20868, 2160 nucleotides long. Its product is annotated as RNA-binding, RBD. Bases 1 to 2160 code for a protein of 719 amino acids. Gene Ontology annotation, biological process: mRNA processing. The transcript has 3 exons. Gene Ontology annotation, cellular component: nucleus. NCBI's taxonomy places the organism in Eukaryota, Fungi, Ascomycota, Leotiomycetes, Helotiales, Helotiaceae. The record is from RefSeq and is a predicted model, not a curated record. Gene Ontology annotation, molecular function: RNA binding; metal ion binding.